AUGGACAAGCUGCCAUCAAGGAUUGGUGACUUUGACAUCAAGCUGGACCAGGCUGAAGUCACCCUUACAAGGAAGCAUAACAAUGAGACUGUGACAGUGACGCUGAACGUGAACCACUCAGUCGACUCAGACCCCGAGGCCGAGGACCUCUCAGAGACCCAGGGCAGUGAGCAGCUGAAGGCGCGGCCCACCUUCAACGUGGACAUCACCAAGGGCAACCGGACGGUCAGCUUCACGUGCUCGUACACCGAGGGCGGCGUGGUGGAGCAGCAGGGCGAGCAGUACAAUGACACAUUCUCCAUCGAUGAGGUGGUGAUGUUCGAGGGAGAGCACCACGAGAAGAACUUCUCAGUCUCCGGAGAGAUUCUCGAUGGAGUGCUCUACGACCUGCUGAUGAACAUGCUGGAGGAGCGUGGCGUCAGCAACGACUUCGCUGGCAAGCUCUCCGACUUCUGCACCGAGUACGAGCACAAGUGCUACAUUGCCCUGCUCGAGGGCCUGCGCGGGUUCGUCAGCAAGUAG
Amphibalanus amphitrite is the source of this 522-nucleotide messenger RNA. RefSeq names its product complement component 1 Q subcomponent-binding protein, mitochondrial-like (gene P32). NCBI's taxonomy places the organism in Eukaryota, Metazoa, Arthropoda, Thecostraca, Balanomorpha, Balanidae. The coding region runs from base 1 to 522 and encodes 173 amino acids. The transcript has 4 exons. The record is from RefSeq and is a predicted model, not a curated record. Gene Ontology annotation, biological process: cytosolic ribosome assembly. Gene Ontology annotation, cellular component: mitochondrial matrix.